Messenger RNA from Homarus americanus (American lobster), 4160 nucleotides. RefSeq names its product ATP-dependent DNA helicase Q1-like. The record is from RefSeq and is a predicted model, not a curated record. The coding region runs from base 78 to 2366 and encodes 762 amino acids. Gene Ontology annotation, molecular function: ATP binding; nucleic acid binding; four-way junction helicase activity. Gene Ontology annotation, biological process: double-strand break repair via homologous recombination. The transcript is spliced from 12 exons. Gene Ontology annotation, cellular component: chromosome; cytoplasm. Lineage: Eukaryota; Metazoa; Arthropoda; Malacostraca; Decapoda; Nephropidae.
CUCCCUCUGGUGUAAACAUCAACACGAGCUGUGAGGCAGAGCUCCAUGCUGUGUGAAGUAAAACUCUCUUUUGGACUAUGGGCGAUUGUGAAAUAACAGACUCAACGUGUAAUAUUAAAGAUCCAGAAACCUCUCUUAAGCAAGUGGAACAAGAACUAAGAAAUGUUACCCGAGAGCUACAAAUCCUUCAGGGUCGUAAACAAAAGUUAGAAGCCAAGAAAGAGAAGCUAAUAUAUGCCAUUCAACAACAAAAGUCUGCUCACCUGGCUCGGAAUGACUGGGAGAGACAAGAUUUUUCUUGGUCAAAAGAGUUGGAGAAUGUACAGAAGAGUGUGUUCAAGAUCCCAGCACUACGAGAGCACCAGCUACCCACCAUAAAUGCGACUCUCUCAGGUGUUGACUGUAUCCUCAUCAUGCCUACAGGAGGAGGCAAGAGUUUGUGUUUCCAGCUGCCAGCUCUUGUGUCUAAAGGCAUCACCUUGGUAGUGUCUCCUCUAGUGUCACUGAUGGAGGACCAGAUGAUGGGUCUGAAGGCUCGGGGGAUUAACGCCAGAAUGUUAUGUGCAUCCUCCACCAAAGAAGAAGUUAAUGGAGUCCACGGUGAUAUGAUCAGUGCCAGCAGUGGACUGAAGUUGCUCUAUGUAACACCGGAGAAGUUAGCAAAAUCUAAGAGGUUCAUGACGAAGUUACAGAAGAUGCACCAGAUGGGUAGAUUUGCUCGCUUAGCAAUAGAUGAAGUCCAUUGCUGUUCACAGUGGGGUCAUGACUUUAGGCCAGACUUCAAGUAUCUCGGUAUUAUGCGUAAAAUGUUUCCCGGCACACCAAUUCUGGGAUUGACGGCCACAGCAACUUCAAGAGUAAUUCAAGAUGUGCAGAAAAUUCUUAACAUUGGAGGUUGUUUAGUUCUCAAAGCUUCCUUCAAUCGACCUAAUUUAUUUUAUGAGGUACGACCCAAGCCAUCAGUCCAGGCAGAGUGUAUGUCUCAACUACAACACUUACUUGAGCGGGAGUUCAAAGGCCAGUCUGGGAUCAUCUACACCAUGACCAUUAAGGACGCAGUUGAACUGGUCAAAGAACUCAGAUCUAAAAAUUUGCGUGUUGCUCCCUAUCAUGCUCAGCUCGAGGCUGAUGUUAGAAGCAAAGUACACAGAAAAUGGGUAGAAAAUGAAUAUCAGGCUGUGGUGGCAACCAUUGCAUUUGGUAUGGGGAUCGACAAACCUGAUGUUCGCUUUGUUAUUCAUCAUUGUAUAUCUAAGUCCAUGGAGAACUUUUACCAGGAGAGUGGAAGAGCAGGAAGAGAUGCCAAGCCAGCAAAAUGUAUUGUGUUCUGGAGAUUUGCUGACCUAGCACGACAAAGUACGAUGGUGUUUACUGAGCAAACUGGAUUAGAAAAUCUCUAUGGUCUGAUCAGCUAUUGUUUAGACAGUCACAGGUGCCGAAGAAAUAUGAUAGCCGAACACUUUGAUGAGAGAUGGGAGACAGCCGACUGCCAAGGAAUGUGUGAUCACUGUAAAGCACCAAGAGAAGUUAAAAAUUUAGACAUAGCAAAAUAUGGUGAACACAUUCUGAUGAUACUCGCUAACGCUGCUUGUGUGGAUCAAAGGUUGACAGGUCAGAAGCUUGUUGACUUGUUCCUAGGUAAAGGUCCCGCCAAGAUGCGAGUGCAGGAAGCUACAGUGACUGGAGUAACACGAGACAGGGCUGAGAACAUCAUUGCUUUUCUUCUUAUUGAUGGUUUCCUUAAAGAAGACUUCCACUUCACUCCCUACAGUACUAUUAGCUACAUUGUACCUGGUCCAAAGGCAGGAGCUGGAAUACCACCAAGUCCUUUAAUUGUUGGUGGCAUAAGAAAAUUAUCAAGUUUUUCAGAAGAGUCAGCAGAGUCAGACAAAAUUACUUUGGCUACUAAACAGAACCAUUCAGUUACAAGUAAUGAAGCAAAUAAAGGAACCAAGAGGAAAGGUGGCAGCAAACCAACAACCAAUAACAGUGAUCAGUAUACCCACAGUAGCAACAAGGGUACUGGUGGCAAAGAUCAUCCUCAGAGUAGGAAGAGUGGUAUCAAAACAGUUACUAUUGUUACUAGUAGCAGUAAUUACACAGAUUCUGACACUGACUCAAAGCUGAACAGGAAAUGUUAUAAAAGAGAGGAAUACAAUAAUGAUGGUGGCAGUAAGAGUCAGGUAGAGAUUAACUCAAGAUAUAAUUCAGAAGAUGAGAAGAAGACUUUAGAAAAGAAAGCCUCCUCACUUCUCACCUGCCAUGAUAAUGAGAAUUACCUCUCUACUGACUCUGACCAACCAACCUCAUCUAAACGGAGAAAAUUCAUCACCAUUGACAGUUCUGAUGAUGACUUAGAUGAUUAAGUACAUUAAUGGAUUACAGUACUUUAUUCCUUUUAAAUUUAAUGGUGUCAUCAUGCAGUUAUUGGGGUGUCAGUUUUCAUAGUACACCUGUACAGUACCAGAUUUAGGUGCCUGGUCCAGGGUUUUCAGACAUAACAGCUCAAACACUGGGCAAUGCUCAGAAAACAAGUGGAAAAAGCAUGCACCAUAGACCAUAGAUGUACACUCCACAACUGACCAAUGUGAAGUGACCGUCAUUGACGCGUGUGAUGCAUAGAGUACUUAUUUACAUUAAGGUGGGCGGUCAAUGAUCGCAUCCCAUGGCAAUAUGUUCAUCAUAUAUAUACUGUAUUUGCAAAUGUCUCUCAUAUUUCAAAACAGGGAUGGAUCCAAGGGGAGUCCUGGGGGUCUAGACCUCCUUUUCAUCAGAAAAUUCCAAUACUUUUUCUUUAAUGCAGUAUUGUACUCAGGCAUUUUUGUAUAGUAAAAAGUAAUUACUAUUGCCUCAGAAUAUCUCUUAAUGUCAAUGCAAAUGGCCUCAAAAUGCCCAUGAUAUUGGUCAGAUCUAAAAAAAUCUGGAGGGUGGUCUUACUGCCCCCCCCAGCUAGGUGGGCUCACUGUGCUCGCCAGCUUCUCUAACCAACAACUUCUUGGACCCCCACCCCCUUUUUGAUAUUCCUGAAUCUGCCCCUGCAAAAUUUUACCAAAUAUUGCCAAAUUUUUAAUAUCUAUUUCGUAACAGCAAAACAUUAUGAAUUAUGUCUGAUUUCAAAUCUGAGGAGUACAAAUUAUCUUUUUUUUACUGUACAUAUCCUCAUCUUCACAUCAUCCACCUCUCAUUGCAUAAGGCCAUCCAUGCCACAUGCACGCAUGUCGGCACUCGGGAACCCUCAAAAGUCUUUGCGGCUCUGAAAGCUUCUACAUCUAAUAACAGUUUAAAUAAAAAACAUCUGAUUUCCUGAAAGAGUAACAUGAUGUAUGAUUAUUUUGCUUGAACUAAUUUAUUUUGAGCUUAACUAAGCCAAUCUCUGUUAGUGUUAUAUGCUGACUGUUGUUUUGAACAGCUGUGCCUCCCUGGUGAUAUGGGCUUCCGAAUACAGUAAGUCCUCACUUAACGUUGUGGUUCCGUUCUUGUAAACAGCGACGUUAACGGAAUCAAUUUUCCCCAUAAGAAAUAGAUAAAAUACGGCAGUUGUGUUCCCCAGUUUCCCAUUGCUCCAUAAAAUACAGUACAUUACAUAUACAUAAGUUCAAUGGAAUUUUUUUAGAAAAUAGUAUAUAUUAUACUGUACUAUUUCCAAAAAGAAAAAUAAACUUAAUCAUUUUGUAUUGUACCCACUGAUGGGCGGAAGUGGAGCGAAUAUGUGUUUGGUAGUGAAGAGGAGGAAGAGAAGGGUGGCUCCUCCCGCUCUGACUGGGUGAGAGAGGGUGAUGCGUCGUACAAAGUAGUCCGUGACGACGUUAUACCAAACUGGCGGGACGUUGUCCGAAUCAUGGUUAUCUAAAGAGUAGCGACGUUAAAACGAAACAAUGUUGUCGGGAGCAACGUUAAACGAGGACUUACUGUAAUGGAUUCCGUUUGAGUAACAACAUCACUGUGGCUUAAUUAGUCCAGUACUCAGGGUCUUUACUGUAGUUUAUUAUUUUGGCUUAACUUGAAUACUAUAUUAUAAUUUAUUGCUCUUGUAUAGGGUGUGCCAUAGAUGGUGCACCAUACUGUACUGGGUGUGUCAUAGAUGGUGCACCAUACUGUACUGGGUGUGUCAUAGAUGGUGCACCAUACUGUACAGGGUGUGCCAUAGAUGGUGCACCAUA